GGGCAAAGUCUCCCGGGGAGAAGUCCCGCUAUGAAACCUCACUGAACCUCACCACCAAGCGCUUCCUGGAGCUGCUGAGCCAGUCGCCCGAUGGCGUGGUGGACCUUAACUGGGCAGCCGAGGUCCUGAAGGUGCAGAAGAGGCGCAUCUAUGACAUCACCAAUGUCCUGGAGGGCAUCCAGCUCAUCACCAAGAAGUCCAAGAACAACAUCCAGUGGCUGUAUGUCCCUGGGCUGGGCUUGUGGGGCUGUGGCUGGCUACUUAGUGGGACGAGGGAGCUGCCUGGGCCAGGCUCGGGGCAGAACAGUGUCAUAGGAGCAUCUGCUCCAGUGUUGAGAGGUGCUUCCCCCUUCAUGUGGUCCACAGCCCCGGCCUAUGUGACCUGCCAGGAUCUCCGCAGCAUUGUAGACCCCUCAGAGCAAAUGGUGAUGGUUAUCAAAGCCCCCCCAGAGACCCAGCUGCAGGUCUCGGACCCAGCAGAGGCCUUCCAGGUCUCUGUGCGAAGCACUCAGGGCCCCAUCGACGUCUUCCUCUGCCCAGAGGACAGCUCAGGGGUCUGUAGCCCUGUCAAGAGCCCCUUCAAAGCCCCUGCAGAGGAGUUGUCCCCUAACCGUUUGCAGCCCAGAGCCUCCCCGCUCCUGCAUCCCACCCAGGACGUGAACAUGUCACUGCUGCCCGGAGAGCAAGAGACGCUGCUGCCAGGGACGAGCGUACUGCCCAGCAAGUGCCCGGCAGAGGAGGUGAGCCUCUCGCCGCUGGCCUCCAUGGACGCCCUCCUGGAGCAGAGCAGGGAGGAUUUUUCGGGUUUCUUGGCGGACGAGUUCAUCAACCUGUCGCCGCCACAGGCGCAGGACUACCACUUCGGCCUGGAGGAGGGUGAGGGCAUCAGUGAACUCUUCGACUGUGACUUCGGGGACUUCACACCUUUGGACUUCUGA
Messenger RNA from Phaethon lepturus (White-tailed tropicbird), 938 nucleotides. RefSeq names its product E2F transcription factor 1 (gene E2F1). Gene Ontology annotation, cellular component: Rb-E2F complex. The annotation marks the transcript as partial. Gene Ontology annotation, biological process: G1/S transition of mitotic cell cycle; regulation of transcription by RNA polymerase II. The record is from RefSeq and is a predicted model, not a curated record. NCBI's taxonomy places the organism in Eukaryota, Metazoa, Chordata, Aves, Phaethontiformes, Phaethontidae. The transcript has 4 exons. Gene Ontology annotation, molecular function: DNA-binding transcription factor activity, RNA polymerase II-specific; protein dimerization activity; RNA polymerase II cis-regulatory region sequence-specific DNA binding.